Nymphaea colorata (pocket water lily) is the source of this 572-nucleotide messenger RNA. RefSeq lists its product as uncharacterized. The transcript has 3 exons. The coding region runs from base 146 to 409 and encodes 87 amino acids. NCBI's taxonomy places the organism in Eukaryota, Viridiplantae, Streptophyta, Magnoliopsida, Nymphaeales, Nymphaeaceae. The record is from RefSeq and is a predicted model, not a curated record.
UUUAUUUAUUUUUGGCGGCCGAUCCUCUCCUCCAAGUUCUUGUUCUAGUUCUUUGCGAAUCCCGCCAAGCAGGUGGAUCCAACAACUCGAGAUAUCGAGGCGGCGAGUACUGGAGGCCGACUCUCCUUUCUUUUUAGACGGCGCCAUGGACGACUACGAGACAGAGGAAAGAAAGCAGGCUGCGGCUGAUGCAUUAUAUCUGUAUUCACAGUUUGUGAUGGCAUGCAUUGGAGAGGGUGUAAGACCUAGUAAAUUAAGGCUUCAUCUGAUGAAGGAGGUUUCAGGCAUCCCAUCUUGUCUGAAGAAGGACUCACCUCAGUCUACAUCGCAAGUUAAAGCAGGUGAACCAUCUUCUUCUGGGAGGGUGGAAGGAGAUAAAACCGACAGCUUAAGCUCCAAUGCUAUAUAAUGUAACUAGCUGUUCUUGGACACGUGAAUGUCACACUGCGUAGACAAUCAUUUUGACCAAGCUCAGCUUCUGCUGCUUGAGGUUGUAAUCUUCUUUAUAUUUACAUAAAAAUCUGACACUUGAACAGUGCACAGUAUAUGUCAGCCCUGGAUUUUCCUCCACC